AUGGCGCAUGGUCGGCCUGUCCACCGGGAGUUCUCCCAACUGUGUCCCUCCGAGCCCGGGAGCCUGCUCGACCGCGUGCGCAACGUCGUCGGCCUCGGAAGUGGCACUUUGCUCUCCGACAACGCCAACAUCUCCGUGCUGCCGCUCGGUGACGAACGGGUGAUGUGCCUCACGGAGACCACCAAGAGCUCCGUUCUGAUAGACCCGGAGACGCUCGACACCAUCGGCAAGUUCCAUUACACGGACCGGCUAUGGGGCUUGCUACAGACCACGCACCCGGUUGUGACAGGGACCGAGUUGUUGACGCUGCUCCCGGACAUCUUCCGGCGUGGCCAUCGUGUCGUCAGGAUGGCAGCCGGGAGCAACGAGAGGAAAGUGAUCGGGAGAGUGCAUUGUCGGGGAGGGCACGCACCAGGAUGGGUGCAUUCGUUCGCUGUCACGGAGAACUACAUCGUCGUGCCGGAGAUGCCCCUCCGAUACUCUGUCGCUGGCGUUCUCAAGUCUCAGCUGACACCUUGGUAUCUCUUCGACUGGCUGCCGGAGUCUGGGAGCUACAUGCACAUCAUAUGCAGGUUCAGUGGAAAGACUGUGGCGAGCGUGGAGAUUCCUCCGUUCAUGGCAUUACACUUCAUUAACGCAUACGAACAAGGAGAUGCGAUCAUUGCUGACUGUUGCGAGUACUAUGCUGAUCCUUCUGUCAUCAAGGCACUUGCACUGCAUAGACUAAGAUCUCCCGCAAUGAACAAGGAUGCAUUCCCUGAUGCUAGGGUUGCCCGAUUCAGGAUACCACAGGAUGGAAAUAGACCCCCCAUGGGCGAGCUGGAGACUGUGCUGGACCCUGUGGUGCAUAGCUGGGGAGUGGAGAUGCCUUCCAUCAAUCCGGCUUACCAGGGUAAGGAAUACCGUUAUGUGUAUGCCUGUGGCGCGCGAAGGCCAUGCAAUUUCUUGAACUCCCUCACCAAGAUCGACCUUGUGGAGAAAGAGGCCAAGAACUGGCAGGAGCUGGGCUCUGUGCCAUCGGAGCCCUUUUUUGUGGCGAGGCCAGGGGGGCUGAUGAAGAUGACGAAUGUUUGGAGGGGUUGUGAUCUCCAAUUCUCCAUCGUGAGCACCAUGGAAGGUGAUGGGUAUGCGCUACUGCUGGACGCCGUGACUUUUGAAGAAAUUGCUCGAGUAAGGCUCCCCUACGGCCUACCAUACGGCUUCCACGGCUGCUGGAUUCCAGAGAAUGUAUGA
Messenger RNA from Miscanthus lutarioriparius, 1233 nucleotides. Lineage: Eukaryota; Viridiplantae; Streptophyta; Magnoliopsida; Poales; Poaceae. The record is from the annotation of a GenBank genome assembly.